This is a messenger RNA of Pseudocercospora fijiensis CIRAD86, 1322 nucleotides long. RefSeq lists its product as uncharacterized. NCBI's taxonomy places the organism in Eukaryota, Fungi, Ascomycota, Dothideomycetes, Mycosphaerellales, Mycosphaerellaceae. The coding region runs from base 127 to 1023 and encodes 298 amino acids. The record is from RefSeq and is a predicted model, not a curated record. The transcript has 2 exons.
GUGCGACUCUGUAUGUUAUUUCUCAUACACACGCGCUGUCGCUACCCUUUGCACCGCAACAUCUCGGAGCCGCCUCGGACGUCAUUACGCUUCUUGGAUUGAGGCAUCGCGAGAAUAACCGUUGCGAUGUGUUUUGGUCUCGGCGAUGAAUACCGUCCUCCAGUACCAAGAUACCGGAAGACGACAAGAUACCCCAGACGGUACUCGCCGUCUCCUCCCCCGGUGAGACGGAUUGAACGAACAUACAUACGACGAGCUCCGAGUCCGUUGCCCCCGCCACCUCCAGCAGCAUCAAUUCCACCUCCGCCUCCUUCAGUCUGGCCACCAUCGAAGGCACCCAGUGCAGCUCCGCCGCCGACGGCUCCACCAAGUAAGCCGCCGAGCGCUGCGCCGAGCAAGCCUCCAACGGCCGCUCCUGAUCCACCUCCCGAGCCCUCGGCUCCAGGCUCGAAAGCACCCUCAAAAGCGCCUACUGCUCCUCCAUCCAAAGCCCCAACCGCUGCACCGUCUAAGGCGCCGUCGAAAGCUCCAAGCGCAGCUCCCGAUCCACCACCGUCUAAAGCGCCUUCUAAAGCUCCGACUGCCGCUCCAUCCAAGGCACCUUCAGCAGCUGGCUCGAAAGCGCCUACCGAGAAGCCUCCUUCCAAAGCACCGUCAGCAGCUGGCUCGAAGGCUUUGACCAAGGCAAACUAUAUCGAAGUGAAUGAAGAGGAGCCUGCUAGUGGUGGAUCAAGUUCAAGUGAUGCCAGGUCUCAGUCAACUCGGCGUACGUCUGUCUCAUCAAGGAGGACAAGCGCACCUCCCGCAUCUGAGUACUCAAUGCAUGAGAAGGAACGUGAGAUAAGGCGCUACUCCAAGCCUCCACCCAGGAGUGACUGGGAAACCUUCCGAUAUGUCGACGCACCUGCACCGCCGCCUGUGAGAGAGUUCAGCAGGGCCAGGAGCGUGGGCAGGCGCCGGGAUGACUAUGGUCCACGAGACAGCUGGGAACGAGAUAUCAAAAUCUCAAUCAAUCGACGAUGAAUGAAUAUCAUCACCAUUCAGAAUGUGACAAGGAGCUGGGAUGAUGUCCUUGCUCCAUGAUGGGCGGAAUUUGCAUUGCAUUUUGACAUUCUGUUGCCGUUUCUUUUGCAUAAGACAGGCAUUGAGUGCUAUUAGGCAUCCCUGGCACUUACAAGCGAGGAGUUAUAGCGAGAUCUAUGACCAAGGUAGAUGACUGCACGGCCUUAAUCGUGUAUAUUCUUUAUCAUUUCCACACUCUCGUGACGGCUGCAGUCCGCCCUGCAAUAUGUAGCAAAUCUCGAAGGCGCGAGUCAGGACUC